GAGUUUGUUCGCCAUCAUAAUUGAAUUUUUGAAGUUUUUGUUUAUUUUAAUAAAAUAUCCUGCAUUCGAUGUUUAUGCCAAUAUGUGUAACAAAGAGGAGUUAUUUUAACUCUUGUCUUUAAAUACGCUUGUGGAAAUGCUGAUUAAAUUGUUGUAGGUUGUAAUUAUUAGUUAAACGAUAUGUGUAAAGUUUCCUAGUGUUUAAAGUUUAAAUCUUUUUCUCUGCAAUUUGCUACGGUGAAAAUUUAAUAUUUAAUAAUGAGUGGAAAUGAAGAAGAGAAAGACGCUAGAAAUGCAAUUCCACUAGACCUGGCUAGAAACCAGAUUGCCGCUGUAAGGACAGCGGAAAGCAAGCCUCCUCUAGUUAUAAGCCAAGCAUUGCGCAGUGUCAGAGUACUUGCUCAAGGCGUUUCUUGUAGUACUACCUCAUCUUCAGUGGGGCAAACAAUAAUAACCAACAUAAUGCCACAAGCAGUUAUCAAGCAAGAUGGGAGGGCUCAGAUAGCUAGUAUAAUUAGCUCUCAAGCUCAGGCUCAAAUAUCUAGUAGUUUGGCUAUUCAGAGGCCGGCCCAAAUAACUUUGACAUCACCUAUUGUAACCCAAAACACAAGUGGCACUACAUAUCAUGUUCCGAGGGGUCCUGCAGUUGUUGCAAAUUUGGCAGCUCCGAGAAGUAAUAUUACUGCUGUGCGAAGUCCCAUGGUUGUUUCAGCCCAAAGUUCUCAGAGUGGACAAAGUCAUCCUUUUGUGAAGCCCCCUAGGGCUCCCAGUCCAGCCCAAGGAACUGCAUGGCUAACCACAAAUUCACCUGGUGGAGCUCAAGUAAAAGGAGCCCCAACUGUACUAAGUUCGCCUGUGCGAGGGGCUACAGUAACAGGAAAACUUCAGGUCACUGGAAGACCCUCACAGUCUCAAACUAUUUCAACUAUUAAGUCAGGAACCAUAUUGCAAAGUGGUAUUACCAUUGGACAAACAAGUCAGGUGCAAACAUAUAAGCCUAUAUCUGCAAAUAUACAAUCAAGUGGAUCCAAUAUGACGUUGGCACAGAUAAUGCCUACUCGUACCCAAGCAGUCAUUUAUGGAACAAACAGUUCUACACAAUUUACUCCCACUCCAAGAGCAAUAGUUACAAGUAGCUUACAAAAUCCAACUAGAUCUCUCCAGACGAAACCAACUGGACAAAUUUCCUCACCACGUUUACCCGUUCCCGUGACGCAAAUCCAGAGCCAUACACGUUUGGUUACUUCCGUGCAGUCAACACCAGUCAUGUCUAAUACUAGGAUCUCAGCUUUGCCUUCUUCAACACAUCACAGUCUACUAGGAUCAGCUGGUAGGAUUAUUCCUCCCACCCAACCUACCAGUUCUCGUAUGUCAGGGUUACCCACACUGGGAACCACAACAGUGACAGCGGUAGCGGCGACUGUCACCAACAGCACCUUAUUGAGCAGUCAGCCAAGAACGUUGAACAUCCAGUCUUUGGUUGCGGUCGCAAAUGGCGGGCACAGCAAAAUACCUGGUCCACAGGCAACUAAAAUUAUACCUCAACCCGCACAAGCUACGAUUCAUUUGACUUCUAUCCAACCUGCGCAGAUCACUACAAAAGCUAAUACGGUGAUUACCACUGGAGCAAGGACAAUUAAUGUGCCUGCCACAAUAGUGACUCAGCAAAGAUCAUCGGUAGUAGACCAUCCAGAAGGUAUGUCUAUUGGCAAAGUUUUUUCAACAAGUGAAAGUCCAGGAGGGAUCGGUAGCACUAAUGUGUUUAUUCAUGGCCCAAUCCAAACCCAGAGGCAAAGUCUUUCAGGUGCAGGGCCUGCUAGUAUAUCUGUGUCAUCUCAACAGAUUCUACCUCCGUCCACUGUAACAUUAACGGGCAAUACAUCAUAUUUCUACGAAAGCGCCAAUGCAGCCGCUGCUUAUUCUAGACCUAUAGGUCAACAACCCACGGCAUUCGCCGCAAUUCCACAGGGUGCAGCUGUACAACAAGCACGCAGUAUCAAUAACAUAAACUCUCAACAGACACAUGGAAUUGUGAGCAGUCAAAAUAGCAGGUUUAGUUCUGUAGUGAUGGUUGAACAGAACCGUAUUCAACAAUCUUCACAAUUUCAGUCAGCUUCUAAUCAGUCAACAUUGGAGUCUCAAGGAUUUUCCGAUAUCCCACAACAGACCCCACAGCAACAUCACCAGCAAUCCCAGAUCAAGGUUACAUCAUCGCCCAGGCCGAGCAUUUUAAGGAAACGCGACCACGAAGGGUCGCCUUUAAAAGCUGCCAAAAAUUUAACGCCUGUUCUUCAAACCUUUGGUCAACAAUCAUCUAUUCAGGGACCACUUUCCCCUCAACCUCCCCGUCCGGAUUCCAGGGACAAUGGUCACAGUUCAGGAGGCAGCACUACUAUUUCAGCAACAUCUAGUCCUGGCCUAGCUGAAGUUAAUGAAGAUAGUAAUCCGCCCAUACUAAUAAACAUGAAGGAUGAAGAAGUCAAAGCACCUUUGGAAAUGAGCCCCAGAAAAAAACCUAGGAAACAGCAACUGACUGGUAAUGAGAUUGAUGGCAAUAUUGAUGACAUGCAAUUUAUUUCUGAAAAUGGCUCAGUCAAAAAGGAAAAUUACGACUCAGAUGAUCACCACUCUGAUGGAGAACCUAAAGAUGGGGCUCCAGAGGCUGUGCAAGUCAGUACGAUGAGAAAGCCAGCAAGUGCUAGUUUAUUAAAUGGAUACCGACAAACUUGGAAAGCAACCCAUAACCAUUAUCAACGGUACUCAGAUGUUAAACCUAAAGAUGAACGAAGACCGACCAUAAUGGACUUGGCAAAUCAAAAUCGGGUAGUAGAUAAAGUAAACGGAUGGAAAAUCCACCACUUGUCUACCCAAAUGGAGAAUUUAGCUGAUGAAGAGCAAAGUGUAUACAAUAGAUUAACAGAACUUUUAAAAUUCGCCGAAGCUGAAGAGGGUAAUAAACAAUUUGACAAAGAGUUGAAUAGGAUAAAUGAACUAAUAAAGGGCAAUUUGCAAAGAAUAAAAAUAAUUAAUGAUGGAAUGCUGGAAGCCAAAUCGCAUAUAAUGAAAAUAUGCGAUCAUCAACGCCACGUAAUGGAAUUAAUAAAUAGGUGUGCCAGUAAACGUAAUUUUAAGAAGCGAGAAAAAUCGUAGUUGUGAUGUUUAUAUAAAGUUUUUAUUGUUUGACGUAAUAAUUUUUAAAACGAUGUUCAUUGAACGUAAAUAGUUUUUAUAAAUAUUUUUAAAAUAAAUGCAGUUUUUGUUAAAAUGUAAAUUAUAUUAUUUUAAAAAUUUUUAAAAGUACUAGUGAAAUAGGAGUGAAGUAAA
Messenger RNA from Cylas formicarius (sweet potato weevil), 3324 nucleotides. It is a transcript of the gene Sap130, whose product is annotated as histone deacetylase complex subunit SAP130. Bases 259 to 3150 code for a protein of 963 amino acids. Gene Ontology annotation, biological process: negative regulation of transcription by RNA polymerase II. The transcript is spliced from 15 exons. NCBI's taxonomy places the organism in Eukaryota, Metazoa, Arthropoda, Insecta, Coleoptera, Brentidae. The record is from RefSeq and is a predicted model, not a curated record. Gene Ontology annotation, cellular component: Sin3-type complex.